AUUGGAUUACAGAUCACUCGCUCCUCAUCUAGUAUAUAAAAGUGAUUGAUUUGUAGUAACAGCAUCAGUUUCAGUUGUUCUUUUCAAGCGUGUUUAUCAACUUUUCAAGUAAAUCACAACUUACAAUAUGGCUCUGUUAGCAAUCAUUCUACUAUCAGUUAUUGCAUGCGCUGCUACCGCAGGGGACUUACCUUGCCCAGAAGUCUGCACCUUGCAGUAUGACCCAGUCUGUGCCACGGAUGGUGUUGUGUUCAAGACUUUUGGAAAUCUGUGUUUGCUGAAUUUGGCAAAUUGCUAUCAGGGAGGACAUUUCACAUUAGUUAGCGCAGGCGAAUGUCCGCAUUAGUGAGGAUUGGAAUCAUAAAUUAAUUAAUGCAAAGGACGAAUAAUAAAGAGAUAAUUAAAUAAAUUUUUGCUAAAAUCAUGAA
This is a messenger RNA of Hermetia illucens (black soldier fly), 428 nucleotides long. RefSeq names its product PI-actitoxin-Avd5a-like. Bases 128 to 346 code for a protein of 72 amino acids. The record is from RefSeq and is a predicted model, not a curated record. The transcript is spliced from 3 exons. Lineage: Eukaryota; Metazoa; Arthropoda; Insecta; Diptera; Stratiomyidae. Gene Ontology annotation, molecular function: protein binding.